AUGGCGACCGCGUGGAGUCUAACUUCGUCGUCGUCGUCGGUUCGCAGCGUGUCGUUUUCCGGCCUUCGCUGCUCCACCCGAACGACGAAAGCCCCUGCUGCCGCACGGUUCCCGGCCUCCGCGUCUCGCGGCGUGGUUUGCGCUGCACGGAAGCAACGGUCGCCGUCCAAUUCGCGUGUUGCGCCCGAGGGCUCGGCGCUCGAAGUGGCGGAUCAGGCGGAGCAGCAAGCGCAGCUUGCGGAACAGCAAGCGGAGCAGCAUGCGGAGCAUGUUGAGCAGCAAGAGCAGGAGCAGGCAGAGAUCGUCACUGAUUUCGUCGGGAACAAUGGAGCGAAUGUCUUCGCUUCAGAGGACAUGGACAUUCAUCUGCACCUGCUGCAAAGCGACAUGGAGGUGGACUCAGUGGUGGCAGCGGACAUGAAGGAGAACGGCUCGCGCAGCACGCGGCGCACGAAGCUCAUCUGCACCGUGGGGCCAGCGAGCUGCUCCUUCAAGCAGCUGGAGGCGCUGGCGUCGGGGGGCAUGAACGUUGCCCGGCUGAAUAUGUGCCACGGCACCCACGAGUGGCACCGGGACGUGGUGGACAAGGUGCGACGGCUGAACGCGGAGAAGGGGUAUUCCAUCGCGAUUAUGAUGGAUACGGAGGGUAGUGAGAUUCACCUGGGUGAUUUACCCGGAGACUCGUCCGUGAAGGCUGAGGACGGCGACCUAUGGACGUUCACAGUGCGCCAGUUCCCUGGGCCCCUGCCGCCCCAAACCGUGCUGGUCAACUACGAUGGCUUCGUGGACGACAUCACGGUAGGAGAUGAGGUGGUAGCCGACGGGGGCAUGGUGCGAUUCCAGGUGCUGCGCAAGAUCGGCCCCGAUGUCACAGUGAGGGUCAUUGAUGCGGGGCUCAUCCUGCCGCGUGCCAACGUCACUUUCUUCCGGGACGGCAAGCUCGUUCGGGGGAGGAACUCCAUGCUGCCCACCAUCUCCUCCAAGGAUUGGAUCGACAUUGACUUUGGCAUUGCCAUGGGGGUUGAUUUCAUCGCCAUCUCGUUCGUCAAGUCCCCUGACGUCAUCACGCACCUCCGCAGCUACAUCAACGCCCGCUCGCCCAACCGUUACAUCGGGCUCAUCUCAAAGAUCGAGAGCUGCGAGUCCAUUGCGCGUCUGGAGGAGAUCAUUGCUGUCUCCGAUGGCGCCAUGGUGGCUCGAGGCGACCUGGGGGCGCAGAUCCCCCUGGAGGAGGUGCCGUCAGUGCAGCAGGACAUCGUGCAGAUCUGCCGCGAUCUCAACAAGCCGGUCAUCGUGGCAUCACAGCUGCUGGAGUCGAUGAUUGAGUUCCCCACGCCCACUCGCGCUGAGGUGGCUGAUACAGCAGAGGCGGUGAGGCAACGCGCAGACGCCCUAAUGCUGUCAGGAGAGUCAGCCAUCGGGCAGUUCCCAGAGAAGGCACUGGCUGUGUUGCGCACGGUGGCAACGAGGAUAGAGGGGUACGGGCGGGCGGAGCAGGGCGGCGAGCAGGAGGCAGACAUUGCGCUGCUGCCGGAGCUCUCCGACGUGCUCUCUGAACGGAUCUCCGAGCAGAUUUGCGCUGCUGCCGCCCACAUGGCCGCCAAGCUCAAGGUGGAUGCCAUAUUCGUCUACACCCACCGCGGCUACAUGGCCUCGCUGCUCUCGCGCUGCCGCCCCGAUUGCCCGAUCUUCGCCUUCACCUCCUCGCAGGGAGUGCGGCAGCAGCUGAACCUAUCGUGGGGGCUCAUCCCGUUCCGCCUGGACUUCUCAGACGACAUGGAGUCCAACAUCCAGCGCACCUUCAACCUGCUCAAGGCAAGGGGCAUGAUGAAGUCGGGAGACCUAGUGAUUACAGUCUCAGACAUCAUUGGCAGCGACACUACCUUUGAUGGAGGGCUGCAGUCCAUGCAGAUACGGAAUGUGCCGUGA
Messenger RNA from Closterium sp. NIES-65, 1929 nucleotides. The record is from the annotation of a GenBank genome assembly. Lineage: Eukaryota; Viridiplantae; Streptophyta; Zygnematophyceae; Desmidiales; Closteriaceae.